This is a messenger RNA of Chiroxiphia lanceolata (lance-tailed manakin), 9284 nucleotides long. RefSeq names its product RAS protein activator like 2 (gene RASAL2). Bases 158 to 4408 code for a protein of 1416 amino acids. The transcript is spliced from 19 exons. Lineage: Eukaryota; Metazoa; Chordata; Aves; Passeriformes; Pipridae. The record is from RefSeq and is a predicted model, not a curated record. Gene Ontology annotation, molecular function: DNA-binding transcription factor activity; sequence-specific DNA binding. Gene Ontology annotation, biological process: regulation of DNA-templated transcription; regulation of GTPase activity.
GAUGCUGAAGGUGCUCAGGAAGAACUUCUGCUGUCCCGCAGUUCACGGCGGUGAACAAAGUGACCGGGGGCGUAAGAUGGUGAGUGAGGAACUACGGCUACGUGACUACUGAGCAACAGGGAACGUAAGUGAAGCGCUGAACUCCAAGGGGUGGAAAAUGAGUGCUUUCAAAAAGCACUAUGGUCUCUCUCCCGGGACCUUCAGAAGAUCUUUGUCAGAACAAGAUGCUGGCGCGGCUGCCUUGAGGGACUAUCACUGGUACCACCAAAUAAAAUGCAAGAAGUUGACUAAACAAAUGAGUUUUGACUCAGAGAGAGCCCUUGGAGCGCACAGGUGGCAGACUCAUCCUUGGCUUCCCUGGAGGAUAAGCAAGAGAGAGGGCUCCUCCAACCUGAGAGGGGAGCGCGGUGAUCCAGGGCUUGCCAAAAGUUCUGCAAGCGUGGAUGCUGCCGGUGCCGAUGAUCUCCAUGAAAACCCAGCUGAGACGCUUUUCCAGGCACGGACCAGAGCGUUGCGGGUUCCCUUCAGCCGCUCCCUGUCCGAGCCCGUGCCGCACGCCGGGGGCAGGAGUGCAAAGCCAUUCCUGCCAGCCGUGCGCUCGGUGGACGCCGAGCAGCAGGGAUAUUUCAUCCGGGGCAUCUUCUCCUCUCUCUCAAGUGGCUUUUCCAAGAUAAUGAGUCGAAAAGGGGAGCCUGGCAGUGAGUCCAUAAACGAAGGGAAGACAGAGGAUGAUGAAGUUGGUUUCAGUACAGAUGUGAAAGGACCACCUACACACAGACUGUCCUGUGGCCAGUCCCCCUACACUGACAUGACAACAUGGGAGAGGAAGUACUGCAUCCUGACGGACAGCCAGCUGGUGCUGCUCAACAGGGAGAAGGAGGUGCCCACGGAAGGGAUGCCGGAGCCGCAGGAUCCUUCCCGCGGGCGCUGCCUGCGCCGGACAGUCAGCGUCCCCUCCGAGGGCCAGUUCCCCGAGUACCCGGCAGAGGGGGCCGCCCAACUAGAGGUCCCAGCAGAGAGAUCUCCUCGCAGACGGAGCAUCUCGGGGACCAGCACCUCUGAGAAAACCAACUCCAUGGAUGUUCCCAACACCUCUCCCUUCCGAGUACCAGGCUUCUUCAGUAAACGCCUGAAAGGAUCCAUCAAGAGGACAAAGAGCCAGUCCAAGUUGGACAGGAACAUAAGUUUCCGUCUCCCAUCUCCCAACAAUUCCGAGGACAGACCACGUGAGCUGCCCAAGCUGAAGGAGUCCCGUUCCCAUGAGUCUUUACUGAACCACGCCAACACCAUAGAGACUCUGGAUUUUGCAGCAGAAGAAGCAGUUUAUGUCAAACCACUCCACAGCAGCAUCCUUGGACGAGACUUCUGCUUUGAGGUAACCUACUCCAAGGGCAGUAAAUGCUUCAGUUGUUGCUCUGCAGCAGAGAGGGACUGGUGGAUGGAAAACAUACGCCGAAUAUCGCAGCCGAUGAAGGACAAUUGCCGUCGAGCUGAGAACGUGCUGCGCCUCUGGAUCAUUGAGGCCAAGGACCUGACCCCCAAGAAGAAAUACUUCUGUGAGCUGUGCCUUGAUGACACUCUCUUUGCCCGCACCACCAGCAAAGCAAAAGCAGACAACAUCUUCUGGGGGGAGCACUUUGAGUUCUACACUCUCCCACACGUUCAGAGCAUCACAGUUCACAUCUACAAGGACGUGGAGAAGAAAAAGAAAAAGGACAAGAACAAUUACAUAGGGCUGGUCAACAUUCCCACGGCCAGCGUGACCGGCCGCCAGUUUGUGGAGAAAUGGUACCCAGUGAGCACACCUACAGCCAACAAGGGGAAGUCAGGGGGGCCUUCCAUUCGGAUCAAGUCCCGUUACCAGACCAUCACCAUCUUGCCCAUGGAGCAAUACAAAGAGUUUGGGGAGUAUGUUACCAGCAACUACUCCCUGCUGUGCUCCGUGCUGGAGCCUGUGAUCAGCGUCAAGAACAAGGAGGAGAUGGCGUGUGCCUUGGUGCACAUUCUUCAGAGCACUGGGAGAGCAAAGGACUUCUUGACGGAUUUGGUGAUGGCUGAGGUGGAUCGUUGUGGGGAACACGAUGUCUUGAUCUUCAGGGAGAACACACUUGCUACCAAAGCUAUUGAGGAGUACCUCAAGUUGGUAGGGCAGAAGUACCUUCAGGAUGCACUGGGGGAGUUUAUCAAGGCUGUGUAUGAGUCAGAUGAAAACUGUGAAGCGGAUCCCAGCAGGUGUUCUCAGAGUGAAUUAGCAGAUCAUCAGUGCAACCUGAAAAUGUGCUGUGAGCUGGUCUUCUGCAAGAUUAUCAAUUCCUACUGCGUGUUCCCUCGUGAGCUGAAGGAGGUCUUUGCAUCCUGGAAGCAGCAGUGCCUGAACAGGGGCAAGCAGGACAUCAGUGAACGCCUGAUCAGUGCCUCUCUCUUCCUCCGCUUCCUGUGCCCUGCCAUCAUGUCCCCCAGCCUCUUCAACCUCAUGCAGGAGUACCCUGACGACCAGACCUCCCGCACGCUCACCCUCAUUGCUAAAGUCAUCCAGAACCUCGCCAAUUUUGCCAAGUUUGGCAUCAAAGAAGAGUACAUGGCCUUCAUGAAUGAAUUUUUGGAGCACGAGUGGGGAGGAAUGCAGCGUUUCCUGAGGGAGCUCUCUAACCCGGAUACCAUCUCCAACAUGCCUGGAUACGACGGCUACAUCGACCUGGGCAGAGAGCUCUCGGUGCUGCAUUCCCUCCUGUGGGAGGUUGUGUCCCAGCUUGAUAAGGGUGAAAAUUCCUUCCUACAGGCAACCGUGGCAAAACUGGGACCCCUUCCUCGUAUUCUUGCGGAUAUCACAAAAUCAAUGACCAACCCCACACCCACGCAGCAGCAGCUGAAGCGUUUCACUGAGCACAGCUCCAGUCCAAACGUCACGGGAAGUCUCUCCUCGGGACUUCAGAAGAUAACCGAGGACCCCACCGAUGGGGACAUAAACAGACUGAAGUCUCCAACCCAGGAAAAUGUAGAUGGACAUUUUAGGGGCAAGACCUUACUGCUGGUUCAGCAGGCAUCCACCCAGAGCAUGACAUGCUCGGAUAAGGAUGAGAAGGUAAGUGUCUUGCCCAACGGACGUAGCAUCUCCCUCAUGGACCUCCAGGACCCUCACACGACCCACGGUGACUCUGGUUCCAUGAUGCACGACGUGCCUUUGCGCCUGGCCGGCAGCCAGCUCUCCGUCACCCAGGUGGCCAACAUCAAACAGCUGUGGGACACUCAGAGCACCCCCCAGAGCGCUCCCCAGGUUCGGAGGCCUCUGCACCCGGCUUGGAACCAACAGGGCAGCCUCCGGCCUCUCUCAUUCCAGAACCCGGUUUACCAGCUCAACAACCCGAGCCCGCCGAUGGCCAAGGCCUCUGUGGACUCCAGCCCGGAGAACCUGAGCACUGCCAGCUCCCGGAGCCGCAGCAACAGCGAGGACUUCAAGCCCAGCGGGCGCAGCAACAGCAGCCUGGAGGACUCUGCCAAGCGCAGCUCGCAGAGCGAGGACUCGUCCCGGCGCCCCGCGGGCACGGACAAGCACGUGCCGGUGGUGCUGCCCCGGCAGAACAGCAGCAGCCAGGCCCAGAUCCGCAAAAUGGACCAGACCGUGCUGGGCACCAGGGCCAAAACGCUGCACACCCUGACACACAGCCCUUCCCUGCGCAGCACGGGCAGCAUGUCCGGGGCGUCGGGGGCCAUGGGCACCGAGCCCAUCCAGAACGGGAACCGCUCCCGGCACCAGUCCUCCUCCUCCAGGGAAAGCCCCGUCCCGAAGGUGCGGGCGAUUCAGCGGCAGCAGACGCAGCAGGUGCAGUCGCCUGUGGACUCUGCCACAUUGUCACCGGUGGAAAGGACGGCUGCCUGGGUGUUCAACAACGGGCAGUAUGAGGAGGCCAAGAAGGACACAGCACAGAGCCUGGAUGAUGUCAAGCACGCUGAGAAGUACGAGCAGGAGAUAGCGAAGCUGAAGGAGCGCCUGCGGGUGUCCAGCCGCCGGCUGGAGGAGUACGAGCGGCGGCUCCUGGUGCAGGAGCAGCAGAUGCAGAAGCUGCUGCUGGAGUACAAGUCUAGGCUGGAGGACAGCGAGGAGAGACUGCGCAGGCAGCAGGAGGAGAAGGACAGCCAGAUGAAAAGCAUCAUCAGCAGACUCAUGGCCGUUGAAGAGGAGCUGAAAAAGGAUCACGCAGAGAUGCAAGCUGUCAUUGAUGCAAAGCAGAAAAUCAUUGAUGCACAGGUCAUAAAUGGGGAUGAGAUAAUUCCAACAGGAGAAGCGGAUCGUGUUCCUGGACUCGGCCAACACGCGGCUGAUGAGCGCCCUGACGCAGGUGAAGGAGCGCUACACCAUGCACGUCCGGAAUGGGAACCCCCCCAAGCUUUCCAUCACGGAGAAUGGUGAAUUCAAGAACAGCAGCUUCUGACCCGCCCUCCCGGUGCUGCCCAUGGAGCCGAGACGGAGCAGACUCGACACACACCCCCCCACCUCCCCGUUGUCGUUGUUGUACAUAGUUCUGUACAUUGGAAAUUGUAUUGUUUAAAAACUGUACUGUUUGGGGAAAAAAAAAAAAAAAAAAUUUGUUCUAAAAUUAUUCUAAAGUCGUUUUAAGAUUGUAUUUAAAGAAAUUGUAUUUAAAAUUGUUUUAAGAUAGUAUUGUACAUUUAAUAAAGUAUUGUACAUUUUUUUCAGUUUAAUAAAAUUGGAAAACCGAGUCUGAAGGGUGGGCUUUGAUUCCCCACUCAGGGCCAGGAGAACCAGGCUCCCGAGAACAAGUCCUUCCGGAUCACUGUGUAAAUAGAGGGAGCUCUUGGGUCGUGUACAGAAAAUGCCAAUGUAAAGUACCAAAAGGAGGUGAAUACUGUAGAUUUUUUUAAUUAUUGCUAUUUUUUUUAUUAUUAUUAUUAUUAUUAUGUUUUUCUCUUGUUGAAAGCACUGCAGUCCUGGGAGGAGGAAGAGGGGAGUGUGUGUGUGUGUGUGUUGUGGGUGAGAGAGGUGAGCAGUGGAGUACCUGAGACAGCAGCUGGCUGAUAGGAGGACAUGAGUGGAAUGGAAUGGAUUCCAUAGGAAAACUCAUCGGCUGGGUUCAUUCCCCUCUUCCCCAGCUGGUCUUUAACUGAACGCAAACUUGAUAGCAAACGUUUUAGCAAGAAAACUGACUCUUGCUGUGUCCUGUACCUGCUUUCAAUAGGACUCCAGGAAAAAAAACAGUCUUUCUGACGAUUUUGACAAGGUACAAAGUGGGAGCAGCAACCUGGUUUCCUUGCAUUUGCACAGUCAGGCUUCCCGUCAGACAGAGGGAAUCUGCAGGAUUUCCUGGUAGGAUUCUUUUUUUUUUUUUUUUUUUUAACUAAUGUAGUUUUAUAUUUUCUGUUUGGAGAAUUUACAGACCUGUAAAUACUUUUUUAACAAUUUCUAGCCAGUCCCCACUGUACACACUGUGCAGCUGCACCCUGAAUUCCCUCUCUGCACUCCAUCCGGAACAACCAGGUUAAUGCUCUCGGAAAGGGCUAAUCAAAGGGUGCCCGUGCCCAGCACAGGAGAUUCCAUAUGCAAAAUUCCCUUUUUCUAGAGAAUUUCUGUAUUUUAAUGCUCGCUCAUUUUCAGUGUUUCAGCCACUUGCUUAGCCAGUCUAGUUCCAAUUAAAGGUGUGAUCUUCCGUUUCCACUGAAAUUUUCUUUCUCUGGAUACUUUAAAGGAAUGAUUUUUUUAUUUUUUUUUUUUUUGAGUUCUGUAGACACCAGUUUUCCUUGAGGAGUUUUGACUAAGCUUUUGUCUCCAAUUCCUUCCAGUUGCAUUUCAUAGAAGCAUGCUUACAGGCUGUGUGUGAAUGGGAUAUCAUUCCAAAGUGACCUUCUCCUGGGAAAUAGUGACAUUCACAACCUGCAACAGGUGAGCAGGAAAUGCCUUUGUAUUGUCAAUUCUCGUGAUUUCACCAAAUGUCACAAUAGUUACUCUGAGAGGUUUGGGGUUUUUUUAAAGCCCCAGGUUCUGGAGUCAUGUAAUAGCACGUGAAUCUUCACUUCCAGUUUUUGCUGUGCAUUUCUGGCCCCCAAACUCACAGUAAAUAAACUUAUUGGAGCAGCAAUUGAAAUUUUGAAUUACAGAAAUGUACUGAUAACGAGUGUGAUUAACCAUUCACACACGUUGUGGAAAUUGGAAAAGUUUACUUGAGUUGGAGACAAAAGCUCGAGGGGUGCCUGGGUGUGGGAUGUGUCAUGAAAAAUGCAGGAGUGUCCCAGUUUCUUGCACGUGAAUUAUUGGCACAAUACUAAGACCCUGAUUUGGUUGUCAGGUUUGCUUGGGGUUUUUUUGGAAAUGAAUGAAUCUCUGUGGUUAAUGCAGCUGGUGGGUGCAGUGUGUAACUGCUGUGCCUGAUGCUUGUGUCACAGUACUUGAGUUACCAUUAUCACCCCAGCGUGUUCCGUGACUCUGCAUCAGUGCAGAGCCCCUGUGUCCUGCACUGUAGGAUGGGUGUGGAUCAAUCCUGGCAAGGCCUUCUAGAGCUCACUCGUCUGCAGCCAGUUGGGGUUGGUGUUCAGUGCUGGGUUCUUUGAGAUCAAAGCUGUUCUGGCUGCUGGGCUGUGACUUGGUGCUGAAGGCCGAGGAGCGGCCCUGGCUUGUUUGGGGUCAGCACAGACACACUGGGGGUUGUGCUCUGCAUUUGCUCAGCAGUGAUUACUUUUCCAUACUUUCCAAACUGUCUUCCAGCUCUAGGUCCUCGCUGACCUCUGAUAUUUUCUUCCUCAAACUGUGCCUUUAAGUUCCUCCUUCCUUCCUUCCUUUAUGUCUCUCAGCCGUAGAAGCCUCUCGAGUCUGUAUUAACCUGUCGUGUGAGUGGCUCUCUGACACAAAACCUUUGCAACCCCCUGUUUGUGGAGUAUUGUGGAGUAUUUCUGUGGGAGCUGCAUCUCCCCACAGCUAUGUGCUGGAAUUGCACAGCUGCAGCACGGGAAACAUGUUCCCAGAAGUAGCCUUUUGGGAUGGGCAUGUGCAUUGCUGACUUGUUGCAGAGCGCAGAUAGUGGGGUGUGCUGUGACCGAGGCGUGAAAACAGCUGAUCUGCACUGAUAGAAUGAGGCAGAAGCAGAUGUGUUGUUCUGGGAGUGUGAGUCUGGCAUUAAUUGGGGAAAUGCCUUUCACUUGUGCUCCCCAGUGCCCUGGUACUGGCAGAGGGGCUGGCUGAGUUGUGUGGUUUGAUGCUGAAGGCUCUGUCUGAGGUGUCCACUUUGGUUUCUGCAGCGAAAUGCAAUAGGGGCAGCAUUUCAGCCUGGAUUUUUAGAGGGGAAAUGAUCCCUGCCCCAAGAUCCAUUUGUUUUGGUGAGGUCUGAUCACCUGUUUCAGUAGUGCAUCGCUCUAACAAUGUGUUAGAGCUUGUAGGAAAAAGUAGCAACUCUUUUAGAGUCUGACCCAUCAGUGUGGUCCUCACAGCUUGUUGCUGGGCUGGUUGUUUCUCCCCUGAGGUGCAAAGUGUUCUCCUCCGAGUCCAGCCGCUGAGGAGAUGCUGCCUGCUGACCCCAGAGGGGGUGAGGGUUGCAGACUCAGUGUUGCAAGACUAGAAUUGAUCAGCUGCAGCACAAAACACUCUGCUCCUGGCAGCUGUCUCUCCUGGUUUGUUACUGAGCAGCUUUCCAGAGAAAUUUUCAGCCGCCUCAAGCUGACAAUAUGUGAAAAUGCCAGUUCCUAUUUCAUCCAGACUGAUAAAAAUUCAAGUGGCACUAAACCACGUGUCUGCUCGGGAGCAGGAGCCCCUGCCUGGGCCUGAGCACGUUUGGGUUUAGACUCGUAGCCAGUGGGUUCUGCAGCAGCAAGGGAGGGAAUAGUGUGAUGUGUGUUAUGGGGAGCGUGACAGACACUGGGUUUGGGUUUGUACUCUGAGCAGAGGCACUGGGCUGUGUCUAAUCCUGUGCAAGGAAACAGAGGAAGGAGGGUCGGAAAAAUGGAAUAGCCUGCAGGAGGAAGGAAUACUCGUGUAUUCCUCAGACUGAACAGGAAAGUCGCCCCAUCCUGGCAUCUCGGUCAGUGCUGGCCAUGCUAUUACCUUUCCAGGAGGAUUCUUCCCAAACCUCAAAGCCACCCAGGCUUCUGAGCAGCCUCCUGUGUGUGGCCUCAUGGCACACUGUGUGUGGUGUCUGCAGAGUGUGUGAGAGAUGGCCAGAGUGACAUGGGAUAGGCACUAAGAGGACAGAGGGAGCACAGCCUAGGGGCAGCAUCCUGUAAAUCCCUGUUCUUUGCAACUCCAGGAAUUCAGACCCUUUUUUUUUUUAAGGGAAAUAGAUUUCACAUCCAGGAAUUACAAGCUGUUUUUUCCCUGUUGUAUCAGAAAUGGGCAGCUAUGCAUAAAAGCACAGAUUCAUACAGCUACACAUUUUGCCACGUUCCUCUCCAGUGGCAUAACUCAGGCAGGGGAUCUACAGGAGCCUGGAAAGGGAUGUGUGUACUUUCUAGUUAGAGAGUAUGAGGUGUAUUCACUAACAAAUUCUUUAUCCAUCUAAUAAAUCCUCUGAGAAAUGGGGUUUGUUUUAUGUACAUGCAUUUGCUUUGGGUUGGCUUAGCUUGUUUUUAUUUCCCAUGAUAUAUUAAUCUCAUGUUUUAAUGCUUGCUUAAGCCCACCAGCUUCUGACUUGAAGUCCAUCAGUUGUCCAGCCAUGCCCGUGGGAUGUGUCAGCAAUACUUACCUGUGUGUGUGAAUUCUGCUUGUGUUCUGCACAAAUGUCUGUGUUGUUUCCUGGAAAACAAUUCCUGUCCAGGUUGGACCACAAAAUGUAUUUCCAUCAGCGAUUGGCUUGGUCAGACACAGGUAUCCAGCUGAGUCUGCCAGAGGAAAAAAGGGUUAAAUUUAGGCCAAUGUUUUUAGGUGUUUGCUUCUCCACAGUAAGUUAACUCCCAGCAGAGUGAGCAUGUCCUUACAGAUCAUGCCUGCCAGGAAUCCUACCUGUAAAAAUAGACUUUCUGUCUCAAGGGCCUUAAUAAGAGUGUUACUACACAGAACUGUUUUACAGUGAUAGCUCUAAAUAAUUUAUUUUUUAUUUCAACAAAGUACACCUUAAAAAGGAAUAAACUUGUUUUUCAAGGCGUAUUUUUAUGCUCAUAGCACUGGACUGUUUGGUCUCUGAGAUCCAUUUCUGCAUUUCAUUGCCUGGGUUUGUUCUAAAGAAGAUUUAUUUUUGUUCUGUGAAUAAUUUUUGAAGGUUCUUGUAAUAUGUACAGAUACAGAUACAUUUGAGGACUUUUAUUGAUAUUCCUACAAAGAAUACAAAUAAACUUUAACUUUAAACAGU